AUGAGCCUCCAAGACCUCGCCCCCGUCAACUCCCAGCGCGCUCUACAAACCGCAAUCAACGCCUUCGGGCGCUUCGUCGCGGCCCAAGGCGUCUCCAUGGACUUCAUCGCUGCCUCUCUCGCAGAUGAUGAGAGUGGGGCUGUGUUUGUGAAGCUCAUGGACCGCUUUGGCGUUCACCUCGCCUUCGUCGAAGGCCGAGGAGGGAAGCCGCUGGCCAAGAACUCGGUCAUGAGCUACUACCGCCAUGUCAAGAACUGGCUGCUCGACACCUGCCCGACCCACCGAGCCACCAUCGAGAAGAAACUACUCAAGAUGGGACAGACGCUCGAGCGCCAU
This is a messenger RNA of Phytophthora sojae, 336 nucleotides long. RefSeq lists its product as hypothetical. The transcript has a single exon. The annotation marks the transcript as partial. Lineage: Eukaryota; Oomycota; Peronosporomycetes; Peronosporales; Peronosporaceae. The record is from RefSeq and is a predicted model, not a curated record.